Acaulospora colombiana is the source of this 396-nucleotide messenger RNA. Lineage: Eukaryota; Fungi; Glomeromycota; Glomeromycetes; Diversisporales; Acaulosporaceae. The record is from the annotation of a GenBank genome assembly.
AUGUGUGGCUCCACGGAACAGGAUAAUGAGUGGGAAAAAGAUUGGGAAACUUUCUUUAGGGAGCGAAGGAUAAAACCAAUGUUAAACAAAUGUUUGGAAAACAACCCGGAUGAUUCUGAACUGCAUAAACUUGGUGAAACUGUUAUCAAUAAAGUUAUACAUCACCUGCUUAAAGAUGUUGAAGUUAGGCCUGUACUAAUUCACGGAGAUCUUUGGAGCGGGAAUUGGGGUAUUGAUUUAAAUGAUGGUCCAGUUGUAUUCGACCCUUCCUCUUAUUAUGGACACAAUGAGAUGGAAUUUGGAAUUUUGACAAUGUUUGGCAGUCCAGGGCAAGCUUUUUCAAAGAAUAUCACUCACACCAUCCACGCCAAGAACCUGGAUUUGAGCACAGACAAG